Molecule: messenger RNA, 1188 nt
Organism: Lonchura striata (white-rumped munia)
Lineage: Eukaryota; Metazoa; Chordata; Aves; Passeriformes; Estrildidae
Gene: ECHDC3
Product: enoyl-CoA hydratase domain containing 3
Cellular component (GO): mitochondrion
Molecular function (GO): hydro-lyase activity
Source: RefSeq, a predicted model, not a curated record
CGGACUCGAUGGCCUCAGCGGUGUUUUCCAGCCUAAUGGAUUUUCCCAUCCCGUGCCCCGACAGCAGCCCCAGGCCGGGGCCGGCCCGGUGCGGCGGAGCUCCGCCCCGCCCGGCCCGGCCCGGCAGCGAUGGCGGCCCGGCUGUGGCGGCUGCGGGGGCGCCUCACGGCCGCCUUCAGCAGCGCCGCGGGGGCCGGGCGGGCCCCGCCGGCGGAGCCGCUGACGGAGCGGCGGCAGGCGGGGGGCGUGCGCACCAUCGUCCUCAACAACCCGCGGCGGCGGAACGCGCUGUCGCUGCCCAUGCUGCAGAGCCUGCGGCGGGACCUGCUGCACGACGUCAAGAGCCGGGAGCUCCGCGUCAUCGUCAUCGCGGCUGAAGGACCUGUAUUUUGUUCCGGCCAUGAUUUAAAGGAACUGUCAAGUGAAGAUGAUGUGAAGCAUCAUUCCCAAGUAUUUGAAUUAUGUGCAGAGGUUAUGACUUUAAUCCAGAAACUUCCAGUGCCAGUGAUUGCCAAAGUAAAUGGCUUGGCUACAGCAGCCGGCUGCCAGCUCGUGGCAAGCUGUGACAUCGCAGUGGCAAGUGAGAAAUCUCAGUUUGCUACUCCUGGAGUAAACAUUGGGCUGUUCUGCUCCACACCAGCUGUGGCCUUGGGCAGAUCUCUUCCAAGAAAGGUGGCACUGGAGAUGCUUUUCACAGGUGAACCUCUCUCUGCUCACGAAGCAUUAAUGCAUGGGCUCAUCAGCAAGGUGGUACCCGAAGACAAGCUGGAAGAAGAGACCAUGAAAAUCUCUCAGAAGAUAUGUGAAAGCAGCAAAUCCGUUCUGGCCUUGGGGAAAGCCACCUUUUACCGACAGAUUACCCAGGACCUUGACACUGCUUACAAAAUAACUACUAAGGUCAUGGUAGAUAAUUUGACUUUGAGAGAUGGGCAGGAAGGCAUUGAAGCCUUUGUUCAGAAGCGUAAGCCUGUCUGGUCACACUCUCAGGAGGAGAAGAAAUGAGUCCUGUCUCUAAACAAACCUUAGCAGUGCUUUAUGAUUCUUCACACAGUUGCCUUUAGGAGCUAUAUUUUUAUUCUUACUGAAAGUUAAAUUUCUCUUCUUACAAAUGCCAGACACAAUAUAUUUACUCUAAGUAUGUAAUAAAUGUUAAAAAAAAUCAAAGAAAAUGGGUUUUCUUUGACAGCA